AUGGCAUCCGUCAAGUCCCUCGUCAUAGUCGUUGCGGCACUGGGAGCGGCCCUGCUUCCAGCAGUUGCGGCUCAAUGCGCCAACCUGACGCCCGUCUCACAGCCCCAACUCGCUCCGGGCUACUCGGCGAAACUCAUACUGAACCAGCUGAGCGACCCUCGCAGCCUUCAGUUUGACAGCCUCGGCAACCUCCUCAUCGUUGAACAAGGCGGCACUGGCGUUCGAUAUGUAAAGCUGACGGACAAAGGCGGAGUGAAUGUUUGCGUAUCUUCUCAGAAGCAGCUCAUUCCCAACGGAAACCUCACUCAUGGAAUUGCUCUCUCGGCCAAUGGAAAAACCCUCUACGCGUCGACGGCUACGGACGUGCUGGCCUAUCCCUAUAACGCCGCUGCUGGCUCCGUCGGACAGGCCCGGUCCAUCAUCAACGGCAUGGCGCAGAGCGGGUACCACCAGACCCGCACUCUGCUGAUUCCCAAAGAUAGGCCGAACGUGUUGCUCGUUUCGCGCGGCUCUGCCCCGAAUCUCGACCUUCCGACGGCUGAGGCUUCGUCUGGCCGUAGCCAAAUUCGUGCUUUCGACCUGAACAAGCUCGCACACGGCCCCGUGCCCUAUACCUCGGGUGAAGUCUUUGGGUGGGGACUGCGCAACAGUGUCGGCGUUGGAGAGAAUCCCAAGGACGGUGGCAUUUGGUCUGUGGAGAACUCACUAGACGACAUGGAGCGCAGCGGCGUGGAUGUCCAUAACGACAACCCCGGCGAGGAACUCAACUACCACGGCAGCUACAAGACAGCACGCAACCCUUUGAAGGGGGCCAAUUAUGGCUACCCCCACUGUUUUGCCGUCUGGGAGACCAGCACCAUUGCCGGCGUGCCUAACGUCCAGGUAGGAAGCCAAGUGAUACAGGGGAGCCCGUCAGGCAACGUCACGGACGAGUACUGCCAGACGGUGCCUGUGGCGCCGCGCCUCACCUUCACCGCCCACACGGCGCCUCUGGACAUCAAGUUCCACCCCAACGGAAGAUCUGCCUACAUUUCCUUCCACGGCAGCUGGAACCGACAGCCCCCUGAUGGCUAUCGCCUGAGCAAGGUCGAGUUUGGUGCCAACGGACAGCCGGUUGCAACUUCAACCAGCAAGUCUGCCGAAAUCAAGGUCGCCUGGAACAGCGAUAAUGCUGUCUGCCCUGGAAGCUGCUUCAGGCCCGUUGGGCUUGCCUGGGACAAGAAGGGCAGGUUGUUCAUGGUUAGCGACUCUACUGGCGAGCUCUUCGUUCUCACGGUGCCAACUUAG
Messenger RNA from Colletotrichum higginsianum IMI 349063, 1287 nucleotides. RefSeq names its product Nhl repeat-containing protein. The record is from RefSeq and is a predicted model, not a curated record. The coding region runs from base 1 to 1287 and encodes 428 amino acids. Lineage: Eukaryota; Fungi; Ascomycota; Sordariomycetes; Glomerellales; Glomerellaceae. The transcript is spliced from 4 exons.